Messenger RNA from Wasmannia auropunctata (little fire ant), 4011 nucleotides. Its product is annotated as zinc finger protein 773-like. Gene Ontology annotation, biological process: negative regulation of transcription by RNA polymerase II. The transcript is spliced from 8 exons. NCBI's taxonomy places the organism in Eukaryota, Metazoa, Arthropoda, Insecta, Hymenoptera, Formicidae. Gene Ontology annotation, cellular component: nucleus. The record is from RefSeq and is a predicted model, not a curated record. Gene Ontology annotation, molecular function: DNA-binding transcription repressor activity, RNA polymerase II-specific; zinc ion binding. The coding region runs from base 489 to 2606 and encodes 705 amino acids.
CCCACUGUACCGAUCCCGCGCGCAUGCGCCGUGAGCGCUCGCAAGGUCCGAUGUUUUUUUUUGCUCGAAACAAACGCUCCGCCGAGUGUGUACAUACAUACGUAUUUCUUCCGUGGGACCGCUGCGGAGUAGCGACGGGGAUACACGCGGCGUUUCAUCCGCACGCUGCGCUCCUGCGGGGGAACGAUAAGCGGGUGGUGCGCGUCGAGUGUGCGGUGCCGUGUCCGGCCGGUGGUGCGGUCGGCGUGAUCGAUCCGGUGCGGUUGCGUCGCGCAGCGGGAGCAACAAGUCGCCCCAAGCGGCACCUUCGUUCAUCGUUGCGCCGAGCGUGUGGGCACAACAUGUCCGCUGCGACCACCCGGGUCGACGUUGUCCCCGGGAUCUCGUACUACGCGUGCGGCGCGAUACGAUGAUGCGCGCGCGACGCACGCGGCCUUAGGGGGUGGUGAACGCGAUGCGUCCACGCGCGACGUCGACGACGACGACGUAUGACGAUCUCGCGCGCAACAACAACAUCAGCAACGACGACGACGACGACGGUGACGGCGACGGCGGCGGCGGCGGCGGUGGUGGCAGUGGUGACGACCUCACGCGCGCACCGUACGACGAUGACGGAGCCGGAACUUUGCCGGCUGUGCGCCGAGACCAAGGAGAAUCUCAUCGGGAUCUAUGACGCCGAGGGCCAGAAGCUCGCGAUCGAGGCCAAGAUCGCCAAGUGCCUGCAGAUACAGGUUCUAAUAACGGAUGGUUUGCCACUCGCGGUUUGCAUAGACUGCUGUGAUUCAUUGAACCAAUGCAGCGAGUUCUUCGAGAAGACCAAUCAAGCACAAAUAUCUCUGAGACAAUUGCUGAGGGAUCCAAAGUCUGAACCACAACCGAUCGAACCAAAUAUAGAUUAUGUGGAGGAGACCAUAGAGUUUCCAAAGAACGACACCAACAACAGGGAGGAGAUUGUCCAGUGCCAGUUACCUGGCAAUUACAUCAAUGAGACAGUCAAUAUCUUAAAUACUUCUUACUUCAUCGAAGGAUGUAAUAAAAACGCGAAUUCCGAAACUCAGGAAAUGCAGGAUAACGCAAAGCAGAAGAAGUGUAAGAUACAGAUAAAGAAGAGCUCUCUCAAGCAAGCUAAGAAAAAAUUAAAGAAAAAGGGCCAGAUAAAGAAUGAAGAGGAGCCUGAGGAGCUCCAUAUAUCUUCUCAAAUAGACAAGGAAUCACAAAGUGAUACAUCUUUGAAAGAUAACGCAGAAAUCAUAGAUAAUUAUAUGCCUGUAGAGACAGAAUCAAAUUUAGUAAUAAGGGAAACACGAGCGAUGGAGGCAACGAAGCAUGGAAGAAAAAAAACGGAAGGACUGGAUAGAUAUCCUUGGUUAUGCACAGAUUGCAAUGACAAAUUACCGUCUCUAGAAGCAUUAGAGGAGCAUCACGAAACGGUGCAUAGUCAACAAGCCAAGUAUAUGUGUGUGCAAUGUUGCAAGGUUUAUGAUAAAUAUUACGGGUUUCUCACUCAUGUUAAGAGGCAUAAGAAUAAGGCGAAGUUUAGCUGUGAAGAUUGUGGGAAAUCAUUUGUACAUAAGAAAGUAUUAGACUCUCAUAAGACCAUUCACAGCGAAGAACGGCCAUAUGUGUGCCAAACUUGCGGUAAAGCUUUCAGGCAGCAAAGUGCUUUAUGUAUCCAUAAUCGAUGCCAUUUACCUGAGAACAUGAAGAAUAGAUUUCCAUGCGAUCAGUGUGAUAAAAGGUUCUCAACGAAACCGAAUCUUGUGACACACAAACGUAUUCAUUCUGGUGUCAGAAACUUCACGUGUGAUCAGUGUGGUAAGAGCUUUAUACAGAAAGGAAAUUUAGAGGCUCAUUUCCUAACUCAUUCACCAGACAAGCCGUAUAAUUGCUCUCAAUGUACAAAGGCAUUUAAAACGCCUUUACAAUUGAAGAAACACGAAACGGUGCAUACUGGUGCUAAGCCGCAUCAAUGUGCUGUAUGUGGACGAACUUUCAGAGAGAAAGGGACCUUGAGAGAACAUCACAGAAUUCAUACCGGUGCAAUGCCGUUUACCUGUGAAUUCUGCGGGAAGUCCUUCCGUUUCAAAGGGAUAUUGACUACACACAGGCGACAACACACCGGGGAGCGUCCGUACAGUUGCUUGGAGUGUCAGCAUCACUUCACUAAUUGGCCAAAUUACAAUAAGCACAUGAAACGUCGACAUGGGAUCAAUACCUCUCACACUAAGCAUCUAACCAAUAAUCAACAAUUGCAACAACAGCAACAACAGUCGACAGAGCAAACGCAACCGCCUCAGAUGCAACAGCAGUCUGCUGCAGAGGAUCCACUUUCGAUACCUCAAACAGAAUCAACGACAGUACAAGUAAUACAAACAGUUCCUUUUGUUUCGUCAUCACAGCCGAUAGUCAUCCAAACUAUUCCAACGACUACCAUUCAGACUUUCCAAUCGGACGUCACUAGUAAUGCCCAGGAGACGGUAUUCAGAGAUCGAAACGCGUAUUUCAACACAGUGCCAGUGUUACAGAAUUUUUUGCCAACGAACUUGUCGUAUAACUUUUAUAACAUUCCUAAUGUUACGGAAAACGAUUUAAUUCAACAUAGAUAAAAGUGUUUGUUAAGACCAAGCUUAAAUAAAGACGACUAUGUCUUUGUGCCGAUUGAGAAUCAGAAAGCAUGCGACAAUAACGUAUUAAUAAUAAGAAAUUUAUAAAUUUACCCAGAAGAAAUGCAGGUGCAAAAGAAAGGAAAUUUACACCUACAUUUCUUCUAGACAAAUUUAUAAAUUUUGUAUUAAAUAAUUAUUUAAAUCGUACAACAAUUAAAAUAAUUGAGUAAUCAUUUCGCAUGUAAUCCUUCUUCGCAGAACCUAAAAGGAUUGGCACGAAAACAUGGGAACUAGUAAAUGCAUAAUAGCAUAAGUAGUACGCAAUAUCAACCUUUUGUAUAGAACAAACACCAGAGGCAAAACAAUUGAUUAUAUACGUUUUAUAUUGUAACAUUAGUACUGAUAAUAUUAGAUUACGAAUUGUGUGUAUAUGCACACAUAUAUAGGAUGCGCCAAAAGUCUGGAUACAGUUAAAUAUCUUGUAAAAAAAUGCAAUUUUAAAAAAAUUUCAAACAAAAGAUAAUUUUAAGAGUUAAAGAAACUUAUUGAACAGUAAUAUCUAAUUGACCGUGGCGUUGCCAAGAUACACCUUCGAUAACGCUAAAUGUCGAUUUGAAAUUUGUCAACCAAUCUUAUUUAAAAAAGCGUGUAAAAUCGAUUACUUGCAUUUAUUAUAAUUUUUUUUUCCGUUUUUCUGCAGUUGCCUUGCUGGGCUUGCUUCGUGUAAGCGGCUGUCAUUGCGUUUGUAAUGUUAGUAAUUUAAAUAAUAUUUAACGAAAUUGUGAUUUAUUAUAUGAAAACGUCUCCACGUCGGUUACAAUAAUGUGCUGUAAAGAGUAGAUUUUAUUUUAAAAAUUGACCUUGCUUUGACUAUUUUUAAUUCAUACUCGACGUCGCGGUGGAUCGCGUUCGGGGCAAUGAUUACAAAUUGCUAAAUAUUUUUCACGAUUUAUAGUGAAAUGGUCUGCUAGCUUCUCAACUGUUGAUAGUCGAUCAUCAAUCAGUUUCUAUCACCAAUAGUUCUUUACAUUUUUUUGAUAAAUAUUUCAAUUUUUCUUCAUAUGCAGAAAAAUUCACACAUGAAAUUCACAUUGCCUCAGUAACGAUAAAAAUUGAUUAACCAAUUAGAUUCUUCUUGCACUACAAAAUCAUUUUUUUCUUUCUCCAACGUCCAAAAAUAUAUUUAUUUCGUAUUAAGUGCAAAAAUUUAUAAGGAUAUCAAACAAAUAAAUCUAUUGUUUACAAGAUAAUCUAAAUGUAUCCAGGCUUUUGGCGCAUCCUGUAUACUUGUUUAGCCACAUAUAUUAUCAGAUACACUUUGUGCAUCACAUUUUGUGCAUUAUUUCGUAAAAAGUUUUGUAAUAAAAAUGUAUAUUGUAUCCUCCAAUUUAAUGUGUACCGUGAA